Lepidothrix coronata (blue-crowned manakin) is the source of this 3022-nucleotide messenger RNA. RefSeq names its product integrin subunit beta like 1 (gene ITGBL1). Gene Ontology annotation, biological process: cell migration; cell-matrix adhesion; integrin-mediated signaling pathway. The transcript is spliced from 12 exons. The record is from RefSeq and is a predicted model, not a curated record. Gene Ontology annotation, molecular function: integrin binding; amyloid-beta binding. Gene Ontology annotation, cellular component: cell surface; focal adhesion; integrin complex. Lineage: Eukaryota; Metazoa; Chordata; Aves; Passeriformes; Pipridae. Bases 1 to 1698 code for a protein of 565 amino acids.
AUGUACGCACAGGGGCUGCUGGGGCUGGCGCUGCUGCUGGUCACCUCGGUGCCGGCCGGUCACCUCGCGCCGCCGGCUGGCCCCCUGGCCCUGCGGAGCAGUUUGGGUGGUCCUACUUUGUGCCAGCUGUCCCGGACUGAGUCGGAGCUCAGGUGCCGUGUCCCAGGAGGGAAGUUGUGCAAUGACAGAGGCACAUGUGAGUGUGGAGUCUGCAUCUGCCAAGUGACUGAGUCGGGCAAAUACUACGGUCCACUCUGUGAGUGCCAUGACUGGGUGUGCGAGACCUAUGAUGGGAAGAUCUGUGCUGGACAUGGAAAGUGUGACUGUGGGAAGUGCAAAUGUGAUGAAGGCUGGUAUGGUGAAGCCUGUCAGUAUCCAACUACUUGCAAUCUUACACGGAGAAAAAGCAAUGAAAUGUGCAAGAAUUCUCAAGAUAUCAUCUGUUCUGGUGCAGGCACGUGUCAGUGUGGCAGGUGUAAAUGUGCAAACACAGAAGGAAAUGGACUGGUGUAUGGCAAAUUUUGUGAAUGUGAUGACAGAGAAUGCGUAGAUGAUGAAACAGGAGAGAUUUGUACAGGCCAUGGAAAGUGUUACUGUGGAAACUGUUACUGUGAGGCUGGUUGGCAUGGAGAUAAAUGUGAAUUCCAGUGUGACAUCACCCCCUGGGAGAUCAAGAAAAGAUGCACAUCUCCAGAUGGCAAAAUCUGCAGCAACAGAGGCACAUGUGUAUGUGGGGAAUGCACAUGCCAUGAUGUAGACCCAACUGGUGACUGGGGAGAUAUUCAUGGAGAUACUUGUGAGUGUGAUGAAAGAAACUGCAAAGCAGUGUACGAUAGAUAUUCUGAUGACUUCUGUUCAGGUCAUGGACAGUGUAAUUGUGGAAGAUGUGACUGUAAAGAAGGAUGGACUGGGAAAAAGUGUGAGCAUCCACGUUCUUGUCCAUUGUCUGUUGAGGAAAGUGCUAAGAGAUGCCAAGGAAAUUCUAAUUUACUUUGCUCUGGAAGAGAAUAUCUUACUACUUUCCUUGGGAUAGCACAAUUGCCCAAAUGCCGCCGCCACCCUACCGGACCCCGGAUCAGCAGGAACAACAGGCCCUGUAGGCCCAGCCAGGCCUCAACUCCCCCCACAGGAGCGAGACUGGCCUUGCGGGAGUCUGCUGUGUCCAAAACUCACCGGAAGGGAAGAGAGAAAGAGGCUUCUCUCUCCAUCUGUUUAUAUGCUGGAUUACGGAGAUGUGAAUGCGGCCAAUGCACUUGUUUCCCUCCAGGAGACAACAGAGUUCAUGGCAAAAACUGUGAAUGUGAUGAUCGACAGUGUGAAAAUGCAGAAGGAGAUGUCUGUGGGGGCCAUGGCAUCUGCUCAUGCGGCCGAUGCAUUUGCCAGGAUGGGUGGUUUGGAAACUUGUGCCAGCACUCAAGGAAGUGCAACAUGACGGAGCAGGAGAGCAGAAGUCUCUGCGAGUCAGCGGAUGGCAUAUUAUGUUCGGGGAAGGGUUCCUGCCACUGUGGAAAGUGCAUCUGUUCUCCCCAGGAAUGGUACAUUUCAGGCGAUUUCUGUGAAUGCGAUGACAGAGACUGUGACAAACAUGACGGUCUCAUUUGCACAGGCAACGGUGUUUGUAGCUGUGGAAACUGUGAGUGCUGGGAAGGAUGGAAUGGAAAUGCUUGUGAAAUCUGGCUGGGGAGAGAAUACCCUUAAUGCAGGGUGUCAAAGACUGAGGAGGUUUUUUUGUUUGUUUUUCUUUAGGAUGCUAGAACAUUUAAUUUCAGAAGUGCUCAGUGUGUGGGUGUGGGUGUGCAUGUAAGCACACAUACAUGGUUUUAAGUACCUUAGAACACGUCUGAGGACCUGCUCCUUAAAGAAAUGCAUCAAAAAAACUAAAAAAGGGAGCAGGACAACCCCAGCUCUAGAGGGUGAAGUCAUAAAAUACCGGCCCUGUGGAACUCCUCCAGAGUUUUUUUUGUAAAUUCAGUGGAACUGAGAUUAUAUCUAUAAUGCUUGUUUCUUUAAGCAACCUUUGGAAAGAGCAUAAGGAAGCCUUUUUUAACAUUAUUUACUUGGUCAUCACCUCUCCUUGUCAAUCUUAACAAUACCCCUGUAGAGGAGUAACACUAGCUGAAUAUUUGUCAAAUAACUACUUUGAUUAAUUUUAUGGUGUUGGAAAAAUACAUUAUUUGACCUUUUUUUCUUUCUAACAAUCCUGAUUAUGCACCAGCUCAUAAAUUGAAAGAAGCUGUAAAGAAGCCUAUAAAAACAUUAGUGAUUUUUUGUUUGGUAAAAUAAUUAUCUGAGAUCCAGUUACAAGACACUCAUAAACUGAAGACCCAAAAUGUUUGAACAGACCCUUUUCCACAAAAAAUCUUAGUUUCUGUGGUUAAUGUGUCAGUAAGUUGGUUAUCUAAUCUACAUACUACAAUACUUUCAAGUACAUAACCUAUGGGAACAUAAGGAAGGAAACUAAUAAAGAUAUAAAUGUAUGAUUGCCUAUUCUGAAUAUGUAUUCUGCAACUCAUAUAUACUUCUAUCAUACUGUUCUGUGUAGUACAGUUGCCUCUUAAAAGUAAAGUAAAUGAAAAUUUGUUAUAUUGAAAAUGAAAAUAUGUCACUUUCAGGAUGAAAAUUCUGUCUACUAUUCAAAAUCACUGUUUAGAACAGAUUACACUGUCACACAUGGUAUUCAUUGAAUUUAACUGCUUUUAUGGAAGUGGGAAACCUGAAGGUCAACUGACUUGAAAAAUCGUCUAUGCUAUGCAGCAGCUUGGUCUCAGCCAAAGACAUUUGGACAAUGUCAACAAAGUAAUUAAAGUUUUAAUACAGUAAAUACAAACAAAGCAGUGGUAUGAACAAAAAUUUUAUUUUUAUUUUCCAAUGGUGAAAUGCUGCUCAGUGUGAAAUUCACAUUGAGUAAUGAAUGAUGCACAACUAUUGGGACUUCCCUAACUUAUUUACAUAUGAGUCUCUUAAUUUUUUGUACACAUAGAUUUGGCAGCCCUUGAAUUCUUUAGAACAAAAAGAAGAAAUA